AUGGAUGAGAUGAAGAAAGAGCAUCAGAAGCUUCACAUAGCUGUGUUUCCAUGGCUGGCCUUUGGCCACUUCCUGCCUUUUCUUCGUCUCUCCAACCACUUAGCUCAACUGGGUCACCGUAUUUCAUUCAUCUCCACCCCUAAAAACCUCCAUCGCCUCUCUCAAAUUGCUCCAAAUUUAUCCUCGCUUGUAACCAUGGUGCCACUGCCUCUGCCUCCCGUCCAUGGCUUGCCCGACUCCGUCGAGUCCACCUCCGAGUUGCCCUUCCGCCUAGUCCCGUAUCUGAAACGAGCGUACGAUCAGCUCCAACCUCCUCUCACUGAGUUUCUACAGAACUCCGAUGUCAACUGGCUCAUCCAUGACUUUGUUCCCCACUGGUUGCCCCAAGUAGCCACUCGACUCGGUAUCAACUCAGUCUUCUUCAGCAUAUUCAAUGCCAGCGUACUCGCUUUCCUUGGCUCGCCGGAGGAGAUUCUCCUCCGCGAUCAACAGCCGUUGGAGGACUUAACUGUGGUACCUGAGUGGAUCCCGUUUCCGUCCAACGUCGCUUUCAGGCUAUACGAGGUUAUUUACCACUAG
This is a messenger RNA of Vitis vinifera (wine grape), 579 nucleotides long. Its product is annotated as UDP-glycosyltransferase 91C1. The record is from RefSeq and is a predicted model, not a curated record. Bases 1 to 579 code for a protein of 192 amino acids. The transcript has a single exon. Lineage: Eukaryota; Viridiplantae; Streptophyta; Magnoliopsida; Vitales; Vitaceae.